GACGACUGCAUGCACUGUAGAUAAGAGUGGCGGUGUGUAGGUUAGUGUGUGUCGCUUGAUAUCCACUACUGUGUGUAUGCUGAGUUUCUGCUCACUGUUGCUUCGGUAGCGGCUCAUACGUUACAUACGGCAGUGAUGAUAGAACUCAUCGUUGUUGGGGAAGAGCAGUUUUUCUGCUGUCAUCUAUCAGUGAAGUUGUGUUUUUGGUAUCGUCGUCGCGUUGUCGUUGCCUUUGCCUUAGCCAUCGCCUUCGCCGCCGUCACAGCUGCUUUAGCAUCAUCAUCGCCGCUUUUUCGUUUCCCUCCGCUGUAAAUUCAACGCUAAACGGCAACAUCGCUGCCGUUGCAUUUCAAUGAGGCCAGCAAUAGUAGCAGCGGCGCGGAGCCAUUCAGUCUGCACGUUUUCGUUAUCAGCCGGGAUUAAGGCUUAAGGAUUAAAGGUGCUUCAACUGCCUGUGUGUGUGUGUAUGUGUAUGUGUGCGUGCGGAACAGGGGGCGAAGGAAGCGCGCACAAGACGAAGGUGAAGCGGAAGAGCAAAGGUAGUAUCAGCAAAAAACAAGUGGCAGUAGCAGCAUCUUCAGCAUAAACCGAGACUCAAACGCACAAUCCCAUGCUUACUUAACAUACAAGUGCAUAUAUACAAACUUACAUAUUACCUGCUUUUGUGCAUGCGUUGCUUUAUUUUGCCUAAGUAUUGCUACAUACUUACAAACUCGUAUAUAUAGUAAAUAUGUACAUGCAUAUAUGCAACUUGGAAUAACUUACACAUGUGCUACCGGUUACUAUCCCUACUGCGCCGCAACAUACUUUUAAGUGGAUAAUUUACUUUUCUUCUCAAAUCUAAAUAUAUGCAUAUAUGCAAGCGGAAGUUAGUUCGUGUUCGUGCCGUACGUAUGAGUAUGUUUGUAGCUGUGGCUAAAGCCGGCGUCUUUGCAAUGCUUGCAAAUCUCAACGCUUCCGGUUUCGGUGCGUUGCGAUAUUCAUGAGUAGCGAAAAAAGCAAGAAAGCGAGAAAGGGAAAAUUUAUAUAAAGAAUUUUUAAGUUAAAGUCUCGCGAUGUUCCGCAUAAGUUUCGCAAAUAUUUAACCGCGCCUUCCGAAGUAAACUUAAAACAAUUCGGUUAAUCGCAAUCGGCGUCGCGCUCGCGUUCGCGCUCACAAAUGUCUGACGAAGUGCCUUCGGGGCGCUUAUCGCAAAUCUUCAACUCGCUCACCAAUCUCCAGCAGCAACAGCAACAAGCGCGCCGCCGCUCCGCCUCUUCAUCAUCGCCUUCGCCCGCCGAUUCGGGGCGCGCCACACCCGCGACCGCUGCCAACGUUAGCGCACAGCCAUUUGCCUUUCAUCAUCAACAUUUCAGCAAUCACGCGCAUGCUUACUAUGCGCGCGCGCAGGAUGGCAACGCUUAUUUGCAUACCUUUCCGGCGGCGGCGGCGACGCAAGCGCAUCAUCAUCAACAGCACUUGCAUCACAUGCAAGCGGCGGCGCAUUACUACGUACAACAGCAAACGCAUGCACAACAGUUACAGCAACAGCAAGUAUAUAGCGGCGCGCAGCAGCAAAUGUCGCUGCCGCCCAUGUACGCCUCACAGUCGCUGACCUCUUCGCCUUUGCUCACCAAGCGCGCCACUUCAUUUAGCGGUAAUAUACCGCUUGCGCGUCCGCAUUGUGAAAAUUUGGCGGCGAUGCGCAUCUCGGCGGCGACCGGUGCGGGCUCUGGUUCUAGUGGUAGUGGCGUCUCGCAGUCGACGCCUAAUAGUCCGCGACUAAUGCCGCGGCGCGCUCAACGGCCACCACCUAUACCGGCAAAGCCUAGUGUGGCAACGCUGCAGGGUGCAAACGCGAGCGGCUGUAGUGGCGCUGCGCCAGUCGCCAGCAAUAGUGGUGCUGUAUCAAAAAAAUCUGCCGCCAGUGGUGCCGAUCGCCCGGAGAAGAUGGACGUGUGCGCUGGCCAAACGUCUACCGCCGCCGCGCCUGUCAAUCCUGGCUUAGCCGCGCUGGAUACUGACGCGCCUUGGCCGCAUUUCUCUACGCUCACCGAACACUUGGACGUGCAUCAGGUGAACAACUACGCGCAACCGGUGCCAGAGAUCAACUGGCAAGAACGCUGUCUCGAACUUCAACUCGAAUUGCAUCGCUCUAAAAAUCAAGCUGGCCGCAUACGUGAUAUGCUGCGUGAAAAGACUACGUGCAAAAAUUUUAUGCUUGAAGUGUCUCUGGAGUUCUUCAUAGCCAAAAAUGCGCUUGUACGCUGUCACGCAUAA
Messenger RNA from Rhagoletis zephyria (snowberry fruit fly), 2260 nucleotides. RefSeq names its product homeobox protein abdominal-A-like. The record is from RefSeq and is a predicted model, not a curated record. Lineage: Eukaryota; Metazoa; Arthropoda; Insecta; Diptera; Tephritidae.